CGUCGCGUACGUAGUAGUCGAGUCGUUGAGGGCGUUCGGUAUUUGCUCUCGACCGGCGAACGAAACGUCUGGCUUGAAAAAAAUUGAUUUCUUUUCGGAAAAUUGCCAUACCAGCGAGGCUGACAACUAAAAAUGACAGACGCCACUGCACUUAAGCUGAACCUAAAUGAACCAAAGUGGGACCAGUCCACGUACCUUGGACGAGCCAAACAUUUCUUUACUGUCACAAAUCCUCUGAAUGUAUUUCUGACAAAUCUUGAACUUGACGAGGCAAAGAACACCGUUGAAGCUUACAAACGCGGUCAAUUGCCGAAUGCUACGGAAGCCCAACUAUGGCAAGCUAAGUAUCGCUAUGACUCAGCGUUUCAUCCAGACACGAAGGAGAAGAUGAUGUUAAUAGGCAGGAUGUCAGCACAGGUUCCUAUGAAUAUGACCAUUACUGGAUGCAUGCUGACAUUCUACAGAACCACACCAGCAGUCUUAUUUUGGCAGUGGUUCAAUCAAUCCUUCAAUGCAGUCGUUAAUUACACCAACAGAAGUGGUGACUCACCGAUAUCAAACAGCCAACUUGGUCUAUCAUACACACUAGCAACCACUGGUGCAGUCACAACAGCUGUAGGUUUAAACAGUGUAGUUAAGAAAGCUCCAGCGAUUGUUGGUCGGUUUGUUCCUUUCGUUGCCGUCGCAGCAGCCAACUGCAUCAACAUCCCAAUGAUGAGGAAACAGGAAUUACAGAACGGCAUCCCAGUAUUUGACAAAGACGGUAACAGGAUUGGAGAUUCCAAGAUUGCAGCGCGUAAAGCAAUUACACAAGUUGUCUUCUCCAGGAUAUGCAUGGCUUUACCUGGCAUGAGUUUACCACCAAUUAUCAUCCAUAAAAUGGAGCAAGGUUCUUUCUUGAAGCGAUACCCAGUCAUGAAUGCACCCAUACAAGUCCUUCUAGUUGGUCUGACACUGGUUUUUGCAACACCCAUGUGCUGUGCUCUCUUCCCUCAGAAAAGCUCCAUUGGAUCCAGCCGGUUAGAACCAGAACUCCAAGCAACCAUCAAAGAAAGGGGCGGAGGUAUUGAUAGGGUCUACUUCAAUAAGGGUUUGUGAUGUCGGACAUAGAAGUAACACCAUUUGUAUUAUUCCUAUGAGGGCCAUGGAGUACAUGUACUCUUCUUUCAAGGUACUGUAUUGUUUAUUUGUGAAUGCAUUUUCACCUCUUCCUUUAACUUUUUUAAAAGAAAAAUAUAUGUAAAAUUGUACGACUUGCUGAAUCUGUUUCUGAAUCGCGUAUUUAGUGGCUGCGGCUUUGUUUAGGACACAGAUGCUUUGCAUUGCAUAGCCGUUAAUACAAAUGCCUGUGUGAGACUUUCAUACAUUUUAUAUCCUGAGUAAAGUUCAUAGGUUAAAGUAAACAUGAAAUGUGCUAAACGGUUUCUUUGCUGUGACUUCAUUGUGUGUGCAACCAUUUCCGUCCCAGUGUGCCCAAAUUUAUUUAUCUUUUGCAAAUGUUUUUGUGAGAGGAAUGCACUCAAGUAUUGACACAGAAGUGCUUCACAUAUCAGUCAUCUUCACAUUCUUAUUUUUCGGUGCAUUAAUAGUACGAUGCCUUCACUUGUGUGUUGAGAAAUAUGCACUCGGCAUAAUACAAACAUUAGGAUUCUCUGCACUAGCUUUUCCCUUUGACUUUGAAAUCCAUUAGCACUUUGUACUAUAUUGCCGUGCAUUUUGUUUACUCACUAAAGGAUCAAUAAAACCAUAGAGUGCUGGAGUGGUUUCGGGCAGUACAGCAAUAGGCAGGGCUAACAGUUGAGUCCGAUAUUCAUUUAGUAGCAACUCUAAAGAUCAGCCCUUGUAUAAUGAGUUUCUCUUUGUGGUAAAAUAACUCUGUGUUCAUAUGUUGUAUUGCAGUGGUUUACAGACUGGUUAAGAUUGAGUUAACCAUGCAAAUGAAGGUUCAGACUACUUGUGUAAACGAUAUACUUGAGUAAUCAUAGAUUUGUGAUUAAGGUGUUCAACUCCAUACGGAUUUGCUUUAAAUGCAGCAUGUCAAAACCUGGAAUUUUCCUGAUGUUUUGGGGCAGAAUACAGUUCAUUCGUAAUCAGGUCAGAUUCUCUAACAAAUCCAGCAAAAAAGGAGUAACAUUUCCCUGGCUCUGUUCAGUUGAAAACAGUGUUUUCUAAUCAAUCUAAUCAAGCAGUAUUUCCAGUGGAAUUUUGAAUUCUGAGUUGCUGCCGUACUCAUGUCUUCUUCAAUGUCUUCAAUAUUGUGUUACGUCAAACUAUCAGUUGAUGUUCAGAAUAUUUAGAGACUUGGUGUUUUACAUAGUGUUUGUGAUAUUGAAGGUAACUUUGUGGAUAAGUUUUUCAAAAUCUUUGAGGAAGUUUGUUUUUAUUUUUAGUAUUUUGUGACUAUUUUGAAUUCAAUUUAUGCAAAACAAAAAAAAGACGACAGGAUUUUAAUUUUGAAUUUUUGCAAGCAGUAUUACAUUUGUACACCCCACAAAUGGUUAUACAAUUUGAAAAAAAAACUCACGAGGUGGUAAUUUUAUAUUUAUUCAUGUGUAUACCUGUUGUGUAUACCUGUUGUGUAUACCUAUAUGUGACAUAAGCUGGUAGUGUACAGCCAUGUGAGAGAACGCACAAAAGAAAAUAGUAAUUGAUGAAUGAAACUUUGCAGAGUUGCUGUAACCUGUUAUAUGAAAAAAUUAAAAUUUGUAAGUAUA
Molecule: messenger RNA, 2714 nt
Organism: Patiria miniata (bat star)
Lineage: Eukaryota; Metazoa; Echinodermata; Asteroidea; Valvatida; Asterinidae
Product: sideroflexin-1-like
Exons: 9
Coding region: 133-1098 (321 amino acids)
Biological process (GO): serine import into mitochondrion; monoatomic ion transport
Cellular component (GO): mitochondrial inner membrane
Molecular function (GO): monoatomic ion transmembrane transporter activity
Source: RefSeq, a predicted model, not a curated record